GCUUUUAAUGAUUUGAGUGGUGAAAUCCCUUCUGGACUUUGGGAUAUGGAGAAAUUAAAAUUGUUUGAUCUUGAAGCUAAUUCGAUUCACGGCAGGGAAUCAAUCGUCGUUCGUAUUACAUCUGAUCAUGUUGAUUCAUUCGUAACUUUUCUUGCUAUCACUUAUGUCGAUCGUUUCCUGUCAACAAACAUCAAUAUACCGGUGGUUCUACGUGAUAAAGGUUUAAAAGAAAAUUUGAAAUUGUUCGUCUUCUGUUGGGUUUCAAUCGCUUGCAAAAGACAUUGUUCAGUCUUCUGUUGCGUUUCACUCCGUUUGUGGAUCUCCCUCCGAUUCACGAUUUGUUUUCGAACAAAUAGAGAACUAGAAUUUGUAUCAAUGGAACGCAAUAAUCAAUGGAUAAACUAGAAACGAUCUCUGUUAUGAACCGAUUCUUGUCUUUUCCUAGUUUUUUGUAACAUGUCAUAUACCUGAUAAUUUCGCCUUACCUUGCAUGAUCAAAGCUUGCGUCGGAGCUCUGAAUUUGAUAUGUGGACAGGUGGUUCACGGGAUGGCUGUGAAGACAGGUUUGAUCUCAGAUGCUUUUGUGGGUAAUGUGUUGGUUGCAAUGUAUGAGAAAUUUGAACUUAUUGAUGAUGCAGUUAAGGUGCUCGACUUUUGUCCUCAAAGAAACUUGAUCAACCUUCUUAAACUUGCACAUUUUAUUG
Molecule: messenger RNA, 704 nt
Organism: Lactuca sativa (garden lettuce)
Lineage: Eukaryota; Viridiplantae; Streptophyta; Magnoliopsida; Asterales; Asteraceae
Source: RefSeq, a predicted model, not a curated record